This is a messenger RNA of Phyllotreta striolata, 3157 nucleotides long. Lineage: Eukaryota; Metazoa; Arthropoda; Insecta; Coleoptera; Chrysomelidae. The record is from the annotation of a GenBank genome assembly.
CUCGUUGUGUGGUGUAGUCUUGUUUAUUUACAAAUUUUAAUCUACAAUUACAUAGGAUUCUACAAUUACAUUUUUCUAUGAUUCAUUAUUACGUUUAUUGUCGAUUAUUAUUGUGCUGAUUUGCGUUUAGUUAUCGGCGAGUACCAAUAAAUUCAUGAAUUCCAUUAGUUAUAACCAUUUAAAGUUUAUUGUGACCAGUAUUUAGUUCAACUUGCAGAGCAACAAAAAUAAUCUAAUUAAAAAUGUUGGCUCCAGCGGAGGGUUCAACAAACAACGAAACUCCAUUGGUGGGAACUAGUUUUGUGAGGAAAAUAUCGGGGAUUUUUAGUAGGAAUCAAGAUAGUUCAACCGAUGGAAUGAAUUAUGUAGAAUUUGGAACGUUUACGGAAGAAAUUAGCACAAGAACAUUAGGUACGUUUGCUGGAGUGUUCUCACCAGUAACCCUAUCGAUGUUUUCUGCUCUGGUAUUUUUACGAAUGGGGUACAUUGUAGGAAACGCUGGUUUAUUAGUAACUCUAGUGCAAUUUGUUAUUGCGUAUAGCAUAUUGGUUUUUACUGUGAUGUCCGUUUGUGCCAUUUCAACGAACGGAGCUGUGGAAGGUGGCGGAGCAUAUUUUAUGAUAAGCAGAACUUUAGGACCUGAAUUUGGAGGAUCCAUCGGUACAUUAUUUUUCCUUGCCAAUAUUGUUAGCAGCGCCUUGUAUAUAUCUGGAUGUGUGGAAGGUUUGGUAGAAAACUUCGGUCCAUCAGGUUCCCUUGUGCAAGAAUUGUUACCAGACAGUAGGUGGUACAGAUUUUUGUACUGCAGUUCCCUAAAUAUUUUGAACCUUCUCAUUUGCCUCAUUGGAGCAUCGAUGUUCGCCAAAACGACAGUAUUUAUUUUAAUUCUCGUCUGCGGUUGUUUAGGAAUUACAUUUUUCUCGUUCUUUUACGAAGGUUUCAUCGAGGUGAACAUACCGGAUUCUAAUACCUUGAUACAAAACGCUACCUAUCCAGCAACAAGGAACUAUACAGGUCUUGAUAGUGCCACAUUGCACAGCAAUUUAUUUUCCCACUAUGGUCGGGACUACACUGCUAAAGGAGAACUCGUCACGUUUGCUAGCGUAUUCGGGGUUUUAUUCUCGGGAGUUACAGGCAUCAUGGCCGGAGCUAAUAUGAGCGGCGAGCUGAAAAAUCCAGGCAAGUCGAUACCGAGAGGGACAUUAUCAGCGGUAUGCUUUACCUUCUUCGUGUACGUUUCGAUAUCGAUCCUAACAGCAGCGACUUGCACGAAAGAGUUAUUACAAAACGACUACAUGUACAUGUCGGGAAUUAGCGCUUUUUCUCCCAGCGUCGCUGUUGGAUUGAUCACCGCUACUUGGUCCGCCGCGCUGAGCAACGUCAUCGGCGCUUCGCGUGUAAUCGAAGCCCUUUCGAAGGACAAAGUAUUCGGUCGAUUGUUGAAUUUCAUUCCGAAGGGCACGUGGAAAGGCAACCCAGUAGCAGCGGUCGUACUAUCAGCGGUACUCGUGCAAUUCGUCCUUUUGAUCGGUUCUCUCAAUCUAAUCGCGCAACUGAACACGGUGCUGUUUUUAUUGAGCUACAUGGCGACGAACAUGGCGUGCUUGGGUCUGGAAUUGGCCGGCGCUCCGAAUUUCCGUCCGACUUUCAUGUACUUCACGUGGCACACCGCCUUGUUCGGUCUAUUAGGAACUGUAAUUAUGAUGACGGUCACGAGUAUUAUCUACGCCGCGUGCAGCGCUUUAUUAUGCCUCAUUUUAAUCGUCGGUUUGCACUUAUUUUCGCCUUCAAAGGAAGCCCAAUGGGGCAGCAUUUCUCAGGCGCUCAUCUUCCAUCAAGUUCGAAAGUACCUUCUUUUGCUGGAUUCGCGGAAGGAUCACGUGAAAUUCUGGCGACCUCAAGUACUGUUAUUGGUCAAUAGUCCGAGAUCCGCUUGUCCGUUGAUAGAUUUCGUUAACGAUUUGAAGAAGGGCGGUCUGUACGUUUUGGGCCACGUCGAUAUAGACAAUACUGCGGAGAAUGCGGUUGAGGAUCCCACGUUAGCUCAAACUCCGCAUUGGUUGAACUUGAUAGAUCAUCUAAAAGUCAAAGCGUUCGUCGAGUUGACCGUCGCCAAAAGCGUAAGAGAAGGUUUAAUGCACUUGAUGAGAUUGUCGGGAAUGGGCGCGAUGAAACCCAACACGGUGAUAUUCGGGUUUUUGGAUAAAGAGGAGCCUAAAGAUUUCCUGCAAAGCGUGGACUCCGUGUAUCGAAACCACGAUUUCGAAAACGACGUGUUUCCGUUAUCAUCGCAGAGUGGCUUGGAACCAUUCGAAUACGUUCAAAUGAUGAGAGAAGUAUUGCGCAUGAACAAAAACUUGUGCUUGUGUAGGAACUUCAAUAAACUCAGGAAAGAUGCCAGAAGCGUAAGAAGCAAAACUUACAUAGACGUGUGGCCGGUAAACUUCCUCAAUCCGGGCGAAAACGACUCGUUCGAUACGACCUCGCUGUUCAUGAUGCAAUUGGCCUGCAUCGUGAACAUGGUGCCGAUGUGGAAAAAACUGAAGCUCAGGAUUUGCAUGUGCGACGAAGCCCGUACGAGUUAUUUCGCGUACAAUUCGUCGUCGCAAAGCCAUUCGGAGAAGCUCGAGCAGCUGUUGAAGAAGCUGAGAAUCGAGGCGGAACUGUUCCCCGUUACCGGCUGGAAAAAUGUCAUAGAAUCACACGGCGAUGAGAAUGAAAGUUACGCUGAGAGCGUGAAUACGUUAAUUUUGCAACAAACGGAAGAAACGGCCAUUACUUUUAUCUACCUACCAGCUCCUCCUUCUGAAGAUCAACAAUUUGAAAAUUUCUACAACAAGCUAGAGUUAUUUUCGAAAAAUUUGCCACCCACCAUUUUUGUGCACGGCGUUAAAGUUGUUACAUCGACUACAUUGUAGAACAUGGAAUUGAAGUAUAAUAGAUCAAAUUUUUAACAUAUCAAUAUUGUAUUUAUUAUAUUCGUCGGAAUGCUAAAAAGUAUUUUUUACUGUUUGAUAUUUUGAAUUAAUAUUUAUCUUAUAUGUAUUCUCUAAUCGUUGGUAAAAUAUUAAUGAAUGAGAUUCUGAAACGUAUAAUUGUAAAGAUUCUCAUUGAAUAAUUGAAUCUUACUAAUUUAUAUCUUAACAUUACAAGCAUA